AUGACAAACAGCAAACGCAAGGUGAAUGCCAAAAAGACACCGCCGAGUGUAACCAAGAAUGUCCCAAACUCCAAGGAUCUAGGUGUAUACGCACCUCUGGCCAUGCCGAUGACUUCGUAUAUCUCCAAAGUUGGCGUCCACACUACGCUUUGGAUGUUCGUCGCGCUCUAUCUCCCACGGACAAAGUUUUUUCUAGGGGAGCUAGUCGACUUGGAAUGGGGCGAACAGAACCAAGUUUCUCUUGAUCAGCCACAGCAUCCUUUCCUCGAUGCGUUGACCGUCAAUCCUGCGUCGACUUUGAUUUACAUUUGCCUGGGAGCCGCUAUUCUUCAGAUGAUGUGGGCCGGUACGAUGAGAGACUGGUGGCUGAAGCUGGGAGUCCGCGGCUCAGAAGAUGAAAGACGGACAGAAAUAGCGCUACUCAAUCGUCAGAAAUUCACGAUAACCCGGAACGCCUGCGCUGCGACCAUAGCGGCCUCUUUUUUUAUUCACUUUAUCCUAAUAUUAUUUGGAGCACCUAUCACAAGUCUGGUCUUGAAAACAUACCUUCUUUCCCUUUUGAUAUCUAUAAUAACGGUCUACCCCCCUGCUUACACCAUUGGGAUUUCAAUCACGGGCAAUAAUUCCGCGUCUAUCGUUAAUAGGUGGACAUGGGUCAGAUUGUUCACAGAGUUCCAAGUCCGGAAUCCUGUUGAACGCAACUUUGUUUACUCUGAGGUUGGGACAGUCGUUGGUUGCUGGCUUGGCAUCAUUCCUCUCGCUCUUGACUGGAUUCGCCCGUGGCAGGCCUGGCCCUUAACCCCCGCAUUCGGUGCCAUUGCAGGUUACAUCAUCGCAACAUUAUCAGCGCUUACCGUUAGCAUCGUUGUACAGCUCGCCGAAGAUCACAGACGGGCACAAGACAGCUUAGAAAAAUCAGAAUAA
Psilocybe cubensis is the source of this 924-nucleotide messenger RNA. RefSeq lists its product as uncharacterized. Gene Ontology annotation, biological process: GPI anchor biosynthetic process. The transcript has 5 exons. The record is from RefSeq and is a predicted model, not a curated record. Gene Ontology annotation, cellular component: endoplasmic reticulum membrane. Lineage: Eukaryota; Fungi; Basidiomycota; Agaricomycetes; Agaricales; Agrocybaceae. The coding region runs from base 1 to 924 and encodes 307 amino acids.